Molecule: messenger RNA, 795 nt
Organism: Bipolaris zeicola 26-R-13
Lineage: Eukaryota; Fungi; Ascomycota; Dothideomycetes; Pleosporales; Pleosporaceae
Exons: 4
Coding region: 1-795 (264 amino acids)
Biological process (GO): ribosome biogenesis
Cellular component (GO): ribonucleoprotein complex
Source: RefSeq, a predicted model, not a curated record
AUGCCACCAAAAGGAAGCGGUAAGAAGCCUGCGGCUUUCCCCCAGGCCACUUCUAAGUCGGCUGCGGCGAAGAAGCAGAAGAACCCUCUCAUCGAGAAGAGGCCCCGCAACUAUGGCAUCGGCCAGGACAUCCAGCCCCAGCGCAACCUCGGCCGCAUGGUCCGAUGGCCAGCCUACGUCCGCCUUCAGCGCCAGAAGAAGAUCCUCAACAUGCGCCUGAAGGUCCCUCCUUCCAUCGCUCAGUUCCAGCACGUUGCCGACCGUAACCUCGCCACCCAGUCCUUCAAGCUCCUCAACAAGUACCGCCCCGAGACCAAGGCCGAGAAGAAGGAGAGGCUCACCAAGGAGGCCACCGCCGUUGCCGAGGGCAAGAAGAAGGAGGAUGUUUCCAAGAAGCCCUAUGUCGCCAAGUACGGUCUGAACCACGUUGUCGGCCUCAUUGAGAACAAGAAGGCUUCGCUCGUCCUCAUCGCCAACGAUGUCGACCCCAUUGAGCUCGUCAUCUUCCUGCCAGCUCUCUGCCGCAAGAUGGGUGUCCCAUACGUCAUUGUCAAGGGCAAGGCCCGUCUCGGUACGGUCGUCCACCAGAAGACCGCUGCCGUCCUGGCCCUGACCGAGGUCCGCUCCGAGGACAAGAACGAGCUCCAGAAGCUCGUCACCGCUGUCAACGACGGUUACCUCGAGUCACACCACAAGGAGGCUUCCCGCCACUGGGGUGGUGGUAUCAUGGGUGCCAAGGCCAACGCUCGCAUGGAGAAGCGCAGGAAGGCUGUUGAGAACGCCAUCAAGAUCUAA